Molecule: messenger RNA, 5189 nt
Organism: Euleptes europaea (tarantolino)
Lineage: Eukaryota; Metazoa; Chordata; Lepidosauria; Squamata; Sphaerodactylidae
Gene: SPHKAP
Product: SPHK1 interactor, AKAP domain containing
Exons: 11
Coding region: 16-5079 (1687 amino acids)
Cellular component (GO): cytoplasm
Molecular function (GO): protein kinase A binding
Source: RefSeq, a predicted model, not a curated record
UUUGAAUCCCCACUGAUGUAUGAAGUUUCAGAGCACCAAAGUAGUGGCACAGACAGUUCAGGAAGUAGUCUGGGAAGCUCUGUCACAGCAUGUAAGAAGGUCCUCUGCAGCAACAGCUUGCUAGAGUCAACUGACUACUGGCUCCAGAAUCAGAGGACACCAUGUCGAAUUGGCAUUGUAGAAGACAAGUUAGAAAAGAACUACACCUCAGUUUGCUUUGUGAAUCUGGAUGCAUGCAAAGGUGAUUGUGAUGAAGAACACAUGAAGCAGAGAUUGAUCAGUGUCUCGCCAAAUCUUCCAAAGCUUAUCAACUCUAUGAAUGUACAGCCCCCAAAAGAGAAUGAAAUUAUUCUGCUGAGUGGAUUAACUUCAGGAAGCCUCCAGGCUGAUUUUGAAGUACCCCAGUGUUCUUGGCUGGCAGAUGUCUGUCUGGUUCAGUGUGCAAGAGGAAACAGAAAGAACAGCACAAGCUGCCUCAUCUUUGAAAUAAACAAGUUCCUGAUUGGGCUGGAACUUGUUCAGGAGAGGCAGCUGCGUGUUGAAGCUAGCAUCUUCAAGCCCGAGGAUGAUACCAACUGCUCGGUGUCGUCAAUAGAGGAAGAUUUUCUUACGGCAUCGGAACACUUUGAUGAGGAGAAUGAGGCUGAUGAGUAUAUAAAUGAUCAGGAAAAGCUAAAUGGCACGGAACCUUCAUCAACAUUCAAAAAGUAUCAAGGGAAAGGACUUGAAAUCCUAGAUUGCAAACAGGCCAGAUUGCCAUUUACUCUAGAAGCUAAUUGUGUUAACAAAGGCAGCGCAGCUCCAAACAGGACUUCAAGUUCAUCUGAGGAAGACUUUAAUUUUGGGGGGGAAGGCAGUGUUUUACAAACUGUCGGUAAGGCCACCAAGCAGCUACACUGGAAGGCUAAUGUAGCUGGGAAAUCUAAGCCUUCCUCAAAUACAGAUGACCCGGAAUACUCUUCUAGGGGUGAUACAGACAACUCUGAUGUGUCAGAAGAUGCAUCUUUGGCUAUAAUGGCGAAGGAGGAACUGAUUUCUUUGGAUGAUGGAACAGGAGAACAAGAUGGUCAUUUAGACACAUCCGUGUGUGGAGAUGAAAUAAAACCUCACCCUGCUGUGCAAAAUGAACAAGCUACGGCAGGUCAGUUUGCUACAAAUUUGGCAGAGUCUGUACUGCAGGAUGCCUUCAUCAGAUUAUCUCAGUCUGCUUUUACCAACGAGGCUGCCAUCAGCAUCUCUGUUGGUAACACCUUAACUUCAGCCACAUGUACAACAGAAGAUGAAAUGGCUUCCCGGCCAUGGAAUGAACUUCCCAAAAUUGUCAUAGUUCAAAGUCCAGAUGGCUCUGAAAACAUAUCUGAGUGGUCUGGAUCUAGUUUACCAAAUCUGAGUCCUGGGUCUGAAAUGGAAUGUCCUACCGAAGUUGCAGAUUUGGUUCAAGACAACACCUCCAGUGGAAGCACUCAGAGUACUUUGGAAGUAGCUUUGGCCUGUGCAGCUACAGUCAUUGGUACUAUUUCAAGCCCACAUGCGGCAGAGCAACUUCACAGCGAACAGGAACCAAUGAACUCUGAAAAUGAUAUGGUUGCCAGUGAAGAGUUAGGGCCAAAUCCUUCCCAAAGCCUCAAUAACUGUACUUCUGUGGACUAUUCUUUUCCAUCUGCCCUGUGCGGAAUGACUCAAGUAGCAAGUGCUGUUGCUGUUUGUGGUCUUGGUGAAAAAAAAGAUGACACGUACCCUGUAACUUCAACUGGACUCUUAUCUGCUGCAGAGGCAUCAGCAGCCAUUACUCUCCACUGCAGUAUAGCCAUAGGGAGCAGCAUGGAGAAUCUGAACAGUAGCAUUGCACAAGCAUUGUUCAAAGAGGCAUCCUUAGUGCUAACAAAUCCAGAAACAUACAAAAAUAUAGGGGAGUUUAUGGAAUCCGUAAAUGGGAAAAUAGUUCAGGCUGCGAGAAAACCACCAAUUCCACACUUGGAUGAAGUCAUAGUUGAUGAACUUGCCCAGAACUUGUCUAAUAUUAUUCUGAGGCACUCUGUGGAAGAGGUCAGGAAGAACCAGCUUAACACCAGUUCGGAAAGAAACAUAGGCAUGAACAGCCAGGAUCUUUUUAUUUCAACUGCAAACAAACUGCUUUUUAAUGUGCUGUAUUUGACUUGUAAGAAAAUGAGUGAUAUUUCACAGCUUAGCGAAUGUUCGAAUAACUUUGCUGAAGAAAAUUCCAGCUGGCAAGCAAUGGACAGCCAACCAAAAGAAGCGAUAGACAAUGUACUACAGCAGUGCCCAAACUACUCAAAUCAUGAGCCUUCCCCUGGUACUAAUUCUGACAAGGAUCUUGUUCCUUUAGCAAGUUCAGUGAAAGACAUCAAAGAGGAAGUCGUGGCAGUUGCUCAGAAAUCUGCCAUGCUUCCAACAGAUCUGUCCCCUAGAACCAGUGGUCAUAGUUCACCUACUGGAAGGACAUCACCCAAGAAAAGGUAUGUGAAAAGAACUACAAGAGAUUGUUCUAAAUCCACGAAUCCCAGCAAUAAUCAUACUAAGCAAGAACUCAGAUCGUUUACUGGCAGGGAAAAUACCACAACUGGAAAUGAAUGCAAACACGGUAUUCAAGAACUGCCAUCUUCUCGUGCUCUAAUAAGUACAGACAGUCAGGAAGAGCACAUCUGUGAUGCAGCAUGGCACAGUGAAACCCAACUCAGUCUGUCAUUAUUGGGUAAUCAAAGUUUGUUGCCUCCCCAACUUCUGCCACAGUUGAAGCACCCAGCAGAUGACUACUGCUUAACAGAUUUUGCGGAGGAAUUGGCCGAAACAGUGGUCUCCAUGGCGACAGAAAUAGCUGCCAUUUGCCUUGACAAUUCAAAUGGCAAGCAACCCUGGUUCUGCGCAUGGAAGAGAGGAAGUGAAUAUUUGAUGCCUCAGGCUUUGUCAUGGCAGACCAUCAAAAGGAAGAAGGAAACAACGCAGUCUAAUGGAUCUGUUGUGAGAAAACAUAGGCCACCUAGGCUUAGUGAAAUCAAGAGAAAAACUGAUGAGCAUCCUGAGCUAAAAGAGAGGCUGAUGAAUAGGGUAGUGGACGAAUCCAUUAAUCUUGAUGACACACCAGAUUCUAGUUUUGCCAAUGAAGUGGCCGCUAAAAUUAUGAACUUAGAGGAACUCUCUAUGGUUGAUAAUGUAUGGCAGAGUCCGAACCAUCCUCGGAAUAGACUGCUCUGUGACCGGUGGAAUAGAGUCAAUGCAUCUAGUUGUGAAAGCAUUCCUGAAGAGGAUUCAGAUUCCAAAGGGUCAGCCAAUACUUUGGGUCUCAUGAACACCCUAGGGCAGUCGAUAAGCAGAACAAGUUCCAUCUCCAAACAGUCUAGCUGUGAAAGCAUUACAGAUGAGUUUUCAAGAUUUAUGGUCAACCAGAUGGAAAAUGAAGGCCGAGAGUUCGAUUUGUUACUUGACUACUACGCUGGGAAAAAUGCAAAUAACAUCUUAACUUCUGCACUGCAACAAGUGUCCAAGAAAAAUGGCCACCUCAACGUCCGGCCGAGUUGCCCAUCUAAACAGUCAAGCACAGAAAGCAUAACAGAAGAGUUUUAUAGAUAUAUGCUUAAAGAAAUAGAAAAAGAGAAUAAGGAGAAUGUGUUCUCUGCAAGGAAUUCAAAGGAGUGGGGUAGCAGUUUAUUACCUCCUUCCCAACGAUCACUAUUUUGUUUUAGACAGUCCUCGAUGCCUGAUAGCAGAUCUUCAGCUUCAAGGCUAACAGUGAAUGUGCCCAUCAAGGCAAAUUCAUUAGACGGUUGUUCCCGCAAUGGUCACCAGGAUUCUUUAAGUGUACAGCCCAUCAGCACCGUGUCCUCUUCUGGGCUUUGCAAAUCAGACUCUUACCUGUACCAAAGAUGUAGGUCAGAUCAAGUAACAGACAUGCUGAUUCAUGAGACUUGGGCAAACUCCAUCAAAGCUCUAAUGUGCAAGAACAAAAUAAUUGUGGAUGAACUAGAGGUUACAGAACCCGAACAGCAUCCCCAUGACUCUCCACUGCAUGUUCAACAAUACGCAAAUAGGUUAGCAGCAAAUAUUGUUGAAAGUGGGAAAACUUUAAUUGCCAUCCAUCAAGAUUCUACAAAUAGAGAGAGUUCAGACGAAAGCAGUCCUGUCCCAAAAGGGAUGCAGAUCUCUAAACCAGUAGGAGAUAGAACAGACUUAGAUGUGAAAAGGCAAUAUUUUGCAGCCUCUGGGAUGUUUCCAAAAAAACAUACUAGCUCCUCUGCAUGCCUAAGGGAAGUGCCUUUAAUUCAGAUAGAAACUGAUCAAAGAGAAGACCUUGAUAAAGGCCCAGAACCCCUAAUUCAAGUUAACAUCUCCCCUGGAGAAACAAGGGAGCCGUUCAACAAAGAAAGCCCUUCAGAAGCAGAUAUGGGAAGACACGUGGUGUCCUUUUCAAACAGCAGUACAAGACGUUGCCCAGAGCCUAAAGUCUCAGGGGAGGCCAGAGCCAUGGAGGAGUUUCCAGUGCCUCUCAGCAGCAGCGAUGAAAGCACAGGCAGCAGCUGGUGUCAGCUGGCCAACGAUGAGGACAAUCCUGAAGAUACAAGCAGUUAUUUGCAACUCAGUGAGAGAUCCAUGAGCAAUGGCAACAGCAGCACCACUAGCAGUCUUGGCAUUAUGGACCUGGAAAUUUAUCAGGAAAACAUGUCAUCUUCUCGUACUAUUAAUGAAUUAGUAGACGAAGACACAUUCCGUAACACGCAACCAGAAAAGGGAGAGGAAUGCACUGCUGAUCUAUCUGUGGAAACCGCCAGUAAGCAAAAGGAUCUCUUGGUGAUAAACUUUGAUCUGGAACCAGAAUGCCCUGAUGUAGAACUGCGUGCCACCCUGCAGUGGAUAGCUGCAUCAGAGCUUGGAAUCCCCGUUAUCUAUUUUAAGAAAUCUCAGGAAAAUAGAAUUGAAAAGUUUUUAGAUGUUGUGCAGCUUGUCCAUCAGAAGUCCUGGAAAGUGGGCGACAUCUUUCACGCUGUGGUGCAGUUCUGCAAGCUCCAUGAAGAAAGCGGAGAGCUGAUGCCCAGCCUCUUUGACUGGCUUCUUGAGUUGGGAUAAGAAAACCUCGCCGCACUCUUUGUUUUCGUUUGUGAUCCAUCUUAAGUGGCAGUGGUUUGUGAGUGGCCCUUUUUAAAAAAAACAUCAGCACAAUAUACUGAGCAAGAAGU